This is a messenger RNA of Bolinopsis microptera, 2643 nucleotides long. RefSeq lists its product as uncharacterized. The record is from RefSeq and is a predicted model, not a curated record. The coding region runs from base 1 to 2643 and encodes 880 amino acids. NCBI's taxonomy places the organism in Eukaryota, Metazoa, Ctenophora, Tentaculata, Lobata, Bolinopsidae. The transcript has 3 exons.
AUGCUGACCAAGCAGGCCUACAAAGCAGUGAGUCUCAUGAAAUCGUUUGGGAAGCGAAUUUUUCUCAUAUCCUUUGAUGGAAACCCACGGCUUACAGUAAUAACGGUGUACAGUCCCACUGAAGCAGCAUCAAAUGAAGAUGCAGAGGAUUUUCACGAGGGACUAAGAUCUGCAGUAGGAGAGGUACCAGCCCAUCAUCUGCUAAUGGUUGUUGGUGAUCUUAACGCCCAUCUUAGCAGAUUGAAUGAGGAGGAUUCAGGUUGGUACUGGCAUCAAGUAUCCAACAGAAACAGAUCGCUUCUCAGGGAUACUUUGUUGGAGGGAAACCUUGAGGCAACAAACCACCGAUUCCAGAAACGUCCCGGUAAACUAUGGACGCAUCUCUCUGACGGAACACUGAGCAAGAGUCAGAUUGAUUACAUCCUGAUAAGGAAGAAGUGGCGUAACUCAGUCAAGGACACUGUUGUCUCCAAUUCUUUUAACUCUCUUGGGUCGGACCACCGUCUAGUAGUUAGUGCAGUCAAACUCAGCCUGCGAAAGUGCCACAAUGCACCUAAAGUGGUGAAAAACAGAUUCUCUAUGCUACUGGAGGAAGAAUCUAGAGAGCAGAACGAUCCCACGAUUCAGUACGGAAAGCUUAUGGAUGCCGUGAAAGCAACCAAUCAUAAGUUGCUUAAGCCCAUCCCAAGAAGACAACGUAACAACCCCUCCCAAGAUCCUAGGGUAUCGGAGAGGAGGAGAACUCUGUUUCAGGCCAAAGACGCAUAUCAUGAGAAUCCUACAGAGGAGAGUAGAGAGGUAGUUAAGGAGUGUAAGGAUGCACUUGCAGAGAGCUACAAAGAGGUUGAGGAGGAGACUCUUGUUUCUCGGAUCAGCCGGGCUGAGGUUGCUGCUGACAGGUGCAAGAAUAAGGAAAGCUGGGACCUUAUUAAUGACAUAAAUGGCAGGAAAAGCAAGCCAUGCAGCCUGGUUGAUGGAGGUAGUGCAGAGGGGAGAUUGAAGAGCUGGAAGGACCACUUCACUAAGCUCCUGGGUCAACCACCAUCUGUACCUGACCAGGAACUAGUUAUCCAAACCAUCCACCCCCAGCAGGAUAUAAAGACAGGUCUGUUUUUCAGGGAGGAGUUAGCGGAGGCGAGGAAGCAGAUCAAGGAGGGUAAGGCCUAUGGUGAUGAUGACAUAGCUCCAGAGAUUCUCAAAAGAGUUGACAUGGACGACCUGAUUCUAGAGUUCUGUAACAGCGCUCUGGUUGAUGGAAAAAUCCCUGAUCAAUGGCGGCAACUCAACAUCGUGCCUGUGCCAAAGAAAGGAAAUCUAACUAAAGUGGAUAACUACAGAGGAAUCGCUCUUACGUCCAUUGUUAGUAAGACCCUGAAUCGUAUGAUCCUUAACAGAAUCAGACCAGCGAUGGAGAAAAUCCUAAGGAUCAACCAAAACGGAUUUCGGGAGGGACGCAGUACCACCAGCCACAUUCUGUGUCUAAGGAGGAUCUUGGAGGGGGCUAGAGACAAAAACCUGACCGCCCUUCUCUUGUUCAUCGAUUUUAAGAAGGCCUUUGAUAGCAUUCAUAGGGGUAUAUUGAUGAAGAUACUCCUGGCAUAUGGGAUACCAGAGCCCAUUGUUAGGCUGAUAGAUGCUAUGUACAAGGACACCAUGGCACGAGUCAUCACGGAGGAUGGUCUGACUGAAGCUUUCCUUAUACUUGCUGGAGUUAUGCAGGGAGAUACACUGGCGCCCUACCUCUUCGUGAUUGUCAUUGACUAUGUGAUGACAACAGCACUUAGAGGCAAAGAUCUGGGCUUCACUGUCAACCCCAGAAGAAGCAGGAGAUACCCAGCAGUUAAGGUGACAGAUGUCGACUUUGCUGACGAUCUUGCACUGACAACAGACACCGCAGAGCAAGCGCAAGAUCUUCUCCUCAGUGUGGAGCUGGCUGCUAACUCCGUUGGACUUCACCUCAACGAGAGUAAGACGAAGUACAUCAGAGUCAAUCUCUCUGAGUCUGGCUCUACCGUCAUUAAAGCAGCAAGUGGACAGGAGAUAGAGCAAGUAGAUGACUUUGUCUACCUUGGAAGCAGAAUAAUGAGUGCGGAGAAGGACUUUGAUGUUAGGAAAGCAAAGGCAUGGGGGGCCUGUCAUCAGUUAAAGACAACCUGGAAGUCUGGAAUGCGCAGGGACUUAAAGAUCCGUGUCUUUCGAGCAACGGUUGAGUCCGUACUCCUGUACGGCUCUGAAGCUUGGACGAUAAGCCAAUCCAUGACUAAGCGGAUCAAUGGAUGCUACACUAGAAUGCUCCGGAUGGCCUUGAACAUACGUUGGCCACAAAUCAUCAACAACAGUGAUUUAUACGGCAACAUCCCCAAGCCAUCAGCGAUGAUAGCCUCCAGAAGAAUGAGACUGUCUGGACAUGUAGCCAGGCAUGACGACCUUCUGGCAAACCAACUUCUGUUCUGGGACCCUCAGCAUGGAUACAGGAGACCGGGGAGGCCCCACCUUACGUUUCUGGACAUGCUAAAGAAUGACACCAGCCUUUUCUGUGUUGACGAGAUAAGAUCUGUUAUGCUUGACCGCGACGUGUGGCGAGGAAUUGUAUAUAGCUGCUCGGACCAAGAAGCCGACUUAAUGCGGUUAUCUGUUUGGUGA